AGAGGAAUGGCUGCGGCAAACAACGGAUCAAACACAACUAGGACCUUUACAAAUCAGUUCGUACAACCGGCUUGGCGCAUCGUGCUAUGGUCGGUCGCGUACAGCCUUGUGCUCGCGGUAGCGGUUUUUGGGAACCUGAUAGUGAUUUGGAUCGUAUUAGCGCACAAGAGGAUGCGAACCGUGACAAACUACUUUUUACUCAACUUGGCUUUCUCUGACGCCUUAAUGGCCGCGUUCAACACCUUGAUUAAUUUCAUAUACGCUGCUCACGGCAAUUGGUACUUUGGAGAAUCAUACUGCAAGUUCCACAACUUUUUCCCUGUCACAGCAGUGUUUUCAAGCAUCUAUUCAAUGUGCGCAAUCGCAGUCGACAGGUACAUGGCCAUCAUCCACCCGCUGAAACCACGGCUGUCAGCUACAGCUACCAAGGUGGUGAUCGUGUGUAUCUGGGCGCUGGCCGUGGUGCUGGCCUUCCCCCUCUGCUUCAACUCCACCAUCCGUAUCCUGCCCCGCCGGACCAUAUGCUACGUGGCCUGGCCCCGGCCCUCGGAUGACUCCUUCAUGUAUCAUAUCAUUGUGACGGUGCUGGUGUAUGUGCUGCCCCUAGUGGUGAUGGGUAUCACCUACACCAUUGUGGGGGUGACGCUGUGGGGCGGAGAGAUCCCAGGGGAAGCAUCAGACAACUACCACAGCCAGCUCACAGCCAAGAGGAAGGUGGUGAAGAUGAUGAUCAUUGUGGUGGUGACUUUCACCCUCUGCUGGCUGCCGUACCACGUCUACUUCAUCGCGACGGGCCUCAACAAGGCUCUGAUGAGGUGGAAGUCCAUCCAGCAGGUCUACCUGUCAGUGCUGUGGCUGGCCAUGAGCUCCACCAUGUACAAUCCCAUCAUCUACUGCUGCCUCAACAGCAGGUUCCGGGCGGGCUUCAAGCGGGUAUUCUAUUGGUGCCCGUUCAUCCGGGUAUCCAGCUAUGACGAGCUGGAGCUGCGCAACACCACCACCCGCCACCAAUCCGGUCACCAGGGCAGCAUGUGCACCCUCUCCCGCGUGAACACCAGGACCAUCAUUCCCAACCAUCGCCACCACAGCUUCAAAAAGGCCGUCUCCAGCAGCCAUGGCAAUACCCGUGUUAACGGAGAUAGCAAUGUGAACCAUGGCAACCAGCCGGAGGUAGCCAAGUCUAACCUUUGCAGUGACCCCGAUGAUGUGGCUGACGAUCAGUUCUCGUGAGAUGUUGAUGACGACCACAACCAACUUCUAGAAUGUUCACGAGUGGUUUGGAAAGUCCUUGUCAACGUUUCACCCUCUGAACUGUCCCUCAAACAUUCCAAGCAAGCCUUUACAUGUUUUUAUUUGACCAAACACGAGUAUUUCUCUCUGAGUUUGCUGCAAACACAGUUGUUCUUUGAUGCAGUGAGAUUCAUUCCAUUUGCUUAGCUUUCAAAAGCAUUUAUUCCUGCCUUUUCUCAUUUCCACACCCCCAUCUCACGACACUGACUGGACAUCUGGUAGGCUGCUGUCUCAACAGGCCAAAUACGUGGGCAGAUUUGUGACAUCUGGACUAAGCAUUGAAGGCAGAGCUUACCAGUAGUUACCAGUGUGUGUGUUUGAGUGCACAUCUAUUACUCACUGGCUAUUGCCUCAGGCAGUCUCCCACUGAAAGAUUGUUAUGAGGGGUUGGUGGUUGGGCAUAUAUACCACUGAUCAAACGUUUGGGGUCACGGAGAAAAUGUCCUUGUUUUUGAAAGAAAAUUACUUUUUU
Molecule: messenger RNA, 1762 nt
Organism: Oncorhynchus gorbuscha (pink salmon)
Lineage: Eukaryota; Metazoa; Chordata; Actinopteri; Salmoniformes; Salmonidae
Product: neuromedin-K receptor-like
Exons: 5
Coding region: 7-1230 (407 amino acids)
Biological process (GO): G protein-coupled receptor signaling pathway; positive regulation of flagellated sperm motility
Cellular component (GO): plasma membrane; sperm midpiece
Molecular function (GO): tachykinin receptor activity
Source: RefSeq, a predicted model, not a curated record